AUGAACCCAAAAUGGAAACUAUGUGGGGAAGGAAAACAACAAUCUCCCAUUGAUAUCUCAGACAAAGUGGUGCAUUUUCCUCAAUUGGGUCAACUUGAAAGGGAUUACAAACCAGCUCGUGCUGUCCUAAAGAAUUCGGGUCAUAUCAUCGAGAUGAAAUGGAAAGGGAAUGCAGGCCAGCUUAACCUUAAUGGAACUAACUACAAACUGAUUCAAUGUCAUUGGCACACACCUUCAGAGCACACAUUGAAUGGAACAAAGUUUGACUUGGAACUGCAUGUAGUCCAUCAAAAUUCUGUAGGAGAGCGUGCUGCCAUUGGAAUAUGGUAUAAAAUUGGCGAUUCAGAUCCCUUGCUUUCAGAGCUGCUGGAGAAACUAAAAUCACUUGGCGACGAGGAUAUAGAUGUAGGAGAAAUAAACCCAGGAAUCAUCAAGUUUGGAAGCAGAUACUACAGAUAUGAUGGUUCUCUUACAACUCCACCAUGUACUGAAGGUGUUGUUUGGACAAUAAUGAAAAAGGUGAGGACAGUCUCAACGGAGCAGUUGAGUGCCUUGAAAGGAGCUAUUCGUCAUAUUCAUGAAAGUUUAGGAUUGUUGAAGAAAGCAAAUUAUGGCAUAUGGGGAAAACCUUGGGGUUCACUUGCAAUGACAAUGAAAUACUCUGUUGAAAAAUUGGAGGAAGUGGAGAAUAGCAAAAGUAUUGGUGGUGAUGUUCUGCUAUCUGUUGAACAAAUCUAA
Messenger RNA from Sphenostylis stenocarpa, 738 nucleotides. The record is from the annotation of a GenBank genome assembly. Lineage: Eukaryota; Viridiplantae; Streptophyta; Magnoliopsida; Fabales; Fabaceae.